CACACCACAUCUUCUUGAUCCAUUCAUCUAUCAGUGGAUAUUUUGGUCAUUUCUAUAUCUUGGAUACUAUCAAUAAUGCUACAGUGAACUGGCAGCGCUUGGCCUGAACUGAGAUUUGCUUCUCUCUGAUGGGGCAAGUGUAUUGCUCACUUACGCAAGUGUACAUGGUUCAUAGAGGCAUGGAAGUUCCCACAGCUCUUAAGAAGUUUAAUUCAGGCAGUUCUGCUGCCUCCGAAUUUGCCUUAUUGUCCAGAACCCAGUUUCCAAGAAAAGACUUACAGCAAGAUGAAUAAUCCAGCUAUCAAGAGACUAGGAAAUCACAUUAUCAAAUCUCCUGAAGACAAGCGAGAAUACCGUGGCCUGGAGCUGGCCAAUGGUAUCAAAGUACUCCUUAUCAGCGAUCCGACCACGGAUAAGUCCUCGGCAGCACUUGAUGUGCACAUAGGUUCAUUGUCAGAUCCUCCAAAUAUUGCUGGCUUAAGUCAUUUUUGUGAACAUAUGCUUUUUUUGGGAACAAAGAAAUACCCUAAAGAAAAUGAAUACAGCCAGUUUCUCAGUGAGCAUGCAGGGAGUUCCAAUGCCUUUACUAGUGGAGAACAUACCAAUUACUAUUUUGAUGUUUCCCAUGAACACCUAGAAGGUGCCCUAGACAGGUUUGCACAAUUUUUCCUGUGCCCCUUGUUUGAUGAGAGUUGCAAAGACAGAGAGGUGAAUGCAGUUGAUUCAGAACAUGAGAAGAAUGUGAUGAACGAUGCUUGGAGACUCUUUCAGUUGGAAAAAGCUACGGGAAACCCCAAACACCCCUUCAGCAAAUUUGGGACAGGUAACAAAUAUACUUUAGAGACUAGACCGAACCAAGAAGGCAUUGAUGUAAGGCAAGAGCUACUGAAAUUCCAUUCUACUUACUAUUCAUCAAACUUAAUGGCGAUUUGUGUGUUAGGCCGAGAAUCUUUAGACGAGUUGACUAAUCUGGUAGUAAAGUUAUUUUCUGAAGUAGAGAACAAAAACGUGCCAUUGCCAGAAUUUCCUGAGCACCCUUUCCAAGAAGAACAUCUUAAACAACUUUACAAAAUAGUACCCAUUAAGGAUAUUAGGAAUCUUUAUGUGACAUUUCCCAUACCUGACCUUCAGAAAUACUACAAGUCAAAUCCUGGCCAUUAUCUUGGUCAUCUCAUUGGGCAUGAAGGUCCUGGAAGUCUGUUGUCAGAACUUAAAUCAAAGGGCUGGGUAAAUACUCUUGUUGGUGGGCAGAAGGAAGGAGCCCGAGGUUUUAUGUUUUUUAUCAUUAAUGUGGACUUGACUGAGGAAGGAUUAUUACAUGUUGAAGAUAUAAUUCUGCACAUGUUUCAGUACAUUCAGAAGUUACGUGCCGAAGGACCUCAAGAAUGGGUUUUCCAGGAGUGCAAGGACUUGAAUGCUGUUGCAUUCCGGUUUAAAGAUAAAGAGAGGCCACGGGGCUAUACCUCUAAGAUUGCAGGAAUAUUGCAUUAUUAUCCCCUAGAAGAAGUGCUUACAGCUGAAUAUUUACUGGAAGAAUUUAGACCUGACUUAAUAGAGAUGGUUCUUGAUAAACUCAGACCAGAAAACGUCCGGGUUGCAAUAGUUUCCAAGUCUUUUGAGGGAAAAACUGAUCGCACAGAAGAGUGGUAUGGAACCCACUACAAGCAAGAAGCUGUACCAGACGAAGUCAUUAAGAAAUGGCAAAAUGCUGACCUGAAUGGGAAAUUUAAACUUCCAACGAAGAAUGAAUUUAUUCCUACGAAUUUCGAGAUUUUAUCAUUAGAAAAAGAAGCGACACCAUACCCUUCUCUUAUUAAGGAUACAGCCAUGAGCAAACUCUGGUUCAAGCAAGAUGAUAAGUUUUUCUUGCCAAAGGCUUGUCUCAACUUUGAAUUUUUCAGCCCAUUUGCUUAUGUGGACCCCUUGCACUGUAACAUGGCCUAUUUGUACCUUGAGCUCCUCAAAGACUCCCUCAACGAGUAUGCAUAUGCAGCAGAGCUAGCAGGCUUGAGCUAUGACCUCCAAAAUACCAUCUAUGGGAUGUAUCUCUCGGUGAAAGGUUACAAUGACAAACAGCCAAUUUUGCUAAAGAAGAUUAUUGAGAAAAUGGCUACCUUUGAGAUUGAUGAAAAAAGAUUUGAAAUUAUCAAAGAGGCAUACAUGCGCUCCCUCAACAAUUUCCGAGCCGAGCAGCCUCACCAGCACGCCAUGUACUACCUCCGCUUGCUGAUGACUGAAGUGGCCUGGACGAAGGAUGAGUUAAAAGAAGCCCUGGAUGAUGUCACCCUUCCUCGCCUUAAGGCCUUCAUACCUCAGCUCCUGUCACGGCUGCACAUUGAAGCCCUUCUCCAUGGAAACAUAACAAAGCAGGCUGCGCUAGGAAUUAUGCAGAUGGUUGAAGACACCCUUAUUGAACAUGCUCAUACGAAACCUCUCCUUCCAAGUCAGCUGGUUCGGUAUAGAGAAGUUCAGCUCCCUGACAGAGGAUGGUUUGUGUAUCAGCAGAGGAAUGAAGUGCACAAUAACUGUGGCAUCGAGAUAUACUACCAGACAGACAUGCAGAGCACCUCAGAGAACAUGUUUCUAGAGCUUUUCUGCCAGAUCAUCUCGGAGCCUUGCUUCAACACCCUGCGCACCAAGGAGCAGCUCGGCUACAUCGUCUUCAGCGGGCCUCGUCGAGCCAACGGCAUACAGGGCCUGCGAUUCAUCAUCCAGUCAGAGAAGCCACCUCACUACCUAGAAAGCCGAGUGGAAGCUUUCUUAAUCACCAUGGAGAAGUCCAUAGAGGACAUGACCGAAGAGGCUUUUCAGAAACACAUUCAAGCAUUAGCAAUUCGUCGACUAGACAAACCAAAGAAACUGUCUGCAGAGUGUGCUAAAUAUUGGGGGGAAAUCAUCUCUCAGCAGUAUAAUUUCGACAGAGAUAAUACAGAAGUUGCAUAUUUAAAGACACUUACCAAGGAAGAUAUCAUCAAAUUCUACAAGGAAAUGUUGGCAGUAGAUGCCCCAAGGAGACAUAAAGUAUCUGUCCAUGUUCUUGCUAGGGAAAUGGAUUCCUGUCCUGUGGUUGGCGAGUUCCCAUGUCAAAAUGAUAUAAAUUUGUCACAAGCACCAGCCUUGCCACAACCUGAAGUGAUUCAGAACAUGACCGAGUUCAAGCGUGGGCUGCCACUGUUUCCCCUUGUGAAGCCACAUAUUAACUUCAUGGCUGCAAAACUCUGAAGAUUCCCCGAGGGUGGGAGAGUGCAAACGGAUGCGCCCCUGAGUCUUCCCAGGGCAGGGAAAGCAGCCUUGGCCACUUCGUAGUUUCUGGUUCACUAUCAGACAGACAAACAGGAAACAAAAUGUUGUCAAAUGUCAUUAUGUAGAAAUAUUAAAAAUCCAAAGUAAUUAAAUUACAGAAUCAUAUAGAUGUAGAAUAUUUUUAAAUACAUGCCUCUUAAAUAUUUUAAAAUCCUUCUUUUCAUUACUGAGAGAAAUUUUCCCUUAUAUAACAGUACUUAAAAUGAUGAAUGAUAUUCCUAUAGAAUCCUCCUCCCCUGUUCUGUAAAAUAGUCACUUGUCAGAAGAAAAUAUGUUAGUUUUUUUUCUUUCUAAAAGCCUCCUAGGUUGACAGAAAAGGCUUUAAAACCUUUAGAAAGGUAAUACCUUUUUAAAAAACUGAUUCUCAAAUUUGCUUUCUACUUGGUGGUUUCAUGUAAAUCAAUGGAGAACAUUAACAUUUGGCAGAUAAUGAACAAAGCAAAGUUUUCUUUUAUUAGUGAAACUGCUGAUUAUAUAAGGCAUGGUUUUAAUCUUUUUAUAAAAUUUGAACAUGUUUUUUAUUCAAACUAGGAAAAUGCUGGAAAACCCUAGAAUGCCCUACUUAUUUACAAUGCUAGAAAUAGACUUACCCUACAUCAAUUUUGUCCCAAACGGAAUUUCUCAGGAUUACUGUGAUUUGCUUCUUUCUGAUUGAGUUAUAUUGGCAUUCUUGUUCAUAGUUGGUUUGCAGUGUUACAUCAGUUUUACCUUUUCCCCUCAACAACAUUUGUGGUAUUUAUUUAAUACAUAGGGUCAACUUCAGAUCCCACUGAGUGUGUGACAUGCUUUUCCAACAUCAGCUAUUCUAAAUUCUUGUAACUUUUUACUACCAGGAUACUGCAAUCAGUAUAUGAACCAAAAUAUCUGCCCCAUUAUGAAUUUAAAAGACAAGUACCAAGCCACCUUUUUGAAGGUAUAAAAAAUAAAGCCUUGAUUCUUUAACAGUGUAAUCUCCAGACGACUCUAAAAUCCCUUUUUGCUACCAGUCGAAUAUUGCCUUAAGUGUUAAGUUAUUUUUUGAAUAUAUAAAUAUAAACAUAACAAACACAGAUGAUGACUGGAGUGGACUUUUAAAACAUAUUUUUUUCAUGAGAUACUAUUUUAGAUGAAAUUGUUACUGUAGAUUUAACAGCUGUUUUGAAAUAUUUACUGUUAUUAAAAGUUGCUUCAAGAGAAAUUGUGAAUAUACUUCCACAUACAGGCACUAGUACUAGUAAGUGGCCCUGUUGUCCACUAACUCAGGCAAAGUCAAGAAUGGCAUUUUCAAAUGACAUUUUACCUCUCUAGGAGUUGAUUUGCCAGGACUUUUUUCUGUAGAGUCAUGUCUUACAGCAUCUUAAGUUUUCACUUUUGCCAUUUUCCAGAUAAUCAACAUUUGGGGCAAGAAUGAUAUAAUCACAACCGUGGAGGCUGCUUUCGGAAGCAGGGCUCCGUUUCUACUGUCAGAUAAAUGUGGUGCUGUAACUGUCUUUUAAUCCAAACCUUCAGGAGCUUCCUUGUGAUGAAGCCUGUCUUUGUCCAUCAGAAGGUGCGUGAGGCAUCACUUCCUUCUGGUUUUAUGCAUUUGUAGACUAUGCAGCUUUUCAUCAAACUGCAAAAAUAUACAAGAGGGAUCUAAAAUUAGCCCUGAGUGUUUAAAUCCACCACUGUAAGAGUAAAUAAUCCACCUACCUUCUCUGCGGGAAAUUAUGUGCUACGGAGUAAUUUUUAGCUCUUUUUAAAAAAUGGGUGAAAUGUAAUGGUCAUUUUUAUGAGAAAGUCACAUGAAGAAAUCUGAAAGGAAUCUCAUGUAGUCUUCCAGGAACCUGUGAUUGUUGCUCAGUGUGUUCCAACAUUGUCUGGUUUCCAAAUUGGAUCUAGAGCCCCUGUUGGAUCACUCAGGCGUACUAAUGGAGUCACUGAAAUGGGUCCAAGCUGCAGUCCAUGAGCAGUCACAGACUACCCCGGAUACUGCUCUUUCCUCAGUGCUUAGCAAAUGAGAUUUGUGGAAAACUAAGUUUCUAGUUACUGUGACUUUAAAAAAAAGUCUUCUUUUUGACUAGUUGAUGUGGAAGAGAGAGCAUGUGACACAGCCAGUAUGGUGGAGUGCUUAGGGUAAUCCUGUUUACAAUAAAUUGCCUGAAUUGAACCUC
Suricata suricatta (meerkat) is the source of this 5435-nucleotide messenger RNA. RefSeq names its product insulin degrading enzyme (gene IDE). Gene Ontology annotation, biological process: peptide catabolic process. The record is from RefSeq and is a predicted model, not a curated record. Gene Ontology annotation, molecular function: metal ion binding; metalloendopeptidase activity. The transcript has 26 exons. Gene Ontology annotation, cellular component: cytosol; peroxisomal matrix; mitochondrion. Bases 286 to 3222 code for a protein of 978 amino acids. NCBI's taxonomy places the organism in Eukaryota, Metazoa, Chordata, Mammalia, Carnivora, Herpestidae.